This is a messenger RNA of Canariomyces notabilis, 1135 nucleotides long. Its product is annotated as putative vps protein. Gene Ontology annotation, cellular component: ESCRT III complex; multivesicular body. Lineage: Eukaryota; Fungi; Ascomycota; Sordariomycetes; Sordariales; Chaetomiaceae. Bases 273 to 1001 code for a protein of 242 amino acids. The transcript is spliced from 2 exons. The record is from RefSeq and is a predicted model, not a curated record. Gene Ontology annotation, biological process: late endosome to vacuole transport; protein transport; endosome transport via multivesicular body sorting pathway.
CACCAACUCCCUGAUAAGCCGGGCUGCCAUGCAACACCAGGAACGCCUUAUCCGUAUGAGACAUCGUCAUUAACCAGUUCCGGGGUACCGCAACGAGGCUGCAGACCAACACGACAAGCCUCGGGCUGCCUUGGGCGACGUCAGCGACCGUAACACAUUAUACCGAGCAGCGGCUACACAUCUGACGAGAAUCCAGCCGACUCAUAUCGCGGUCGGCCAAAUCGGUCUGUCUUCAAUCGCCGCUGCCUACAGCGGCCGUGAUAAUCAACAUCAUGGAGACGCUCAGAGCAAUGUUCGCGAAGCCAGACCCCCAGGCUCAGUUCCGGAAAUGCAACGCGAUGCUCCGCACAGAGAUGCGCAACAUCGACCGCAGCAUUGCGAACCUCAAAACCGUCGAGACAAAAACCAAGAACCAGAUCCUUGCCGCCAACAAGCGCGCCCAGCGCGGGGACCCGUCGCGGCAGAAGCAGGCGCAGCGGGAGGUCCGCGAGUUUGCGCGCGAGCUCAUCCGGCACCGCAAGACGACGGCCCGCCUGGUGACGUCCAAGGCGCAGCUGGCCAGCGUGCAGAUGCAGGUCAGCGAGGCGUUUGCGCUGCGCAAGAUUGAGGGCAGCAUCAAGGCCAGCGUCGGCAUCAUGAAGGACGUGAACAGCCUGAUCCGCCUGCCCGCGCUCGCCCAGACCAUGCGCGAGCUGAGCGUGGAGCUCAUGAAGGCGGGAAUCAUCGAGGAGAUGGCGGAAGAGAUGCUCCCGGCGGAGACGGACAUGCUCGAGGACGAGGAAGAGGAGGCCGAGGGCGAGAUUGACAAGGUGCUUGGUGAGAUUUUGAAGGAUAGGAUGGAGAAGGCCGGCCCGCUGCCUAGCGUGCCCCUGCCUGAGAAGCAGAAGCAGCAGCAGGUGCCGGCACAACAGCAGCAACAGAUGGAAGAGGAGGAGGAUGAGGAGGAUACAGAGGCUAUGAUGGAUCAGAUGCGUAAUAGGUUGGAGGCGCUCAGGAGUUAACAGACGGACUGCCUGAACUGGUGCAGAUGGGUUAUACAUGGAGAGGGUGAUCGGGAUUGGAACGGCGUUUGCGGCGUUCUGUACGGUGUCAUUGCUUUCUUGCGUAUGGGUUUAAACGUCCGCCUGGUGCUGGG